Messenger RNA from Lactuca sativa (garden lettuce), 616 nucleotides. The record is from RefSeq and is a predicted model, not a curated record. NCBI's taxonomy places the organism in Eukaryota, Viridiplantae, Streptophyta, Magnoliopsida, Asterales, Asteraceae.
GCCUCACCUCACAUGUCACAUGCCUAACUUCACCCACCGCUGCUCACUAUUCCCUCCUCCGCCAUUAUAAAUACUCAUCUUCUCCACCACCUUUUCUUACCAACAAACACCCUCCAUUCCUAUAACUUCAAACAACAUGAAGCUUCAAUCUGCAACAACAUCUCUAAUCCUCCUCCUCCUCGCUCUUCUCUUCAUCUCCUCCCUCGUCGAAUCCACCACCACCAUCACAACCUCUCCAACCGCCGCUCCUGUUCCCUCUCCAAAUGAUGAAAUUGAUGCAGGUGGAUCAUUUGGAUGCGAUAAGAAGUGCGAAUUGAGGUGUUCGAGAUCUGGAUGGAGAAAAAUGUGUCUGAAGCUGUGUGGGAUCUGUUGCGGGAAAUGCAAGGGAUGUGUUCCUUCGGGUCCGUAUGCAGAUAAGGCUCAGUGCCCUUGCUACCGUGAUAUGAAGAACCAAAAGGGUAGAGACAAGUGCCCUUGAAUUUUUUUUUUAUUUAUUAUUAUUAUAAUUUUCAUGUAAUGUUAGUAUUUAGUUAUUAAAUUUUACUAAAUUAUUAUGUUUCCCUAUUGGGUUAAUAAAGUUCAUCGGUUGUACUACAAAGAUAGUACUUUGUAGUUA